UCUUUUAUUAUGUUUUUCGUUGAACUCUCUCUCUCUCCGCCCUCUCCCUCACACGGAAGUAACGUUAACAGAUAUAAACUGACUGAACGUCUCAUGACCAACAAAUCGCUUGAAAUUUCUCUCCUUUUUUUGGAACAUUUAUAAUGUUUAUAACGUUUCUAACGCAGAAGGACUAAUGUUUUAAGGAGCUUUAUGAUUCUAAAAAAAAUCUCAGAAAACACUGUUGUCGCUUUAGCCUGCUCGUUCAAAGUGAAAGUUAAACGCGCGUCGGUGCAACAUGGCAGAAUACGAGGACGAAGAUAUCACAGACAGACCAUCACUUCUGGAGUCUGACUUAACUUGUCCGGUGUGCAAAGACAUAUUUAAAGAACCCGUGUUGCUUUCAUGUAGCCACAGUUUCUGUCAGGAAUGUCUGGAGGCGAGCUGGAAAAAUCAGUCGAAACGGCUCUGCCCGAUGUGCCGAAAAUGCUGCGACGGAGAAACACCGAUCCCCAACCGCGCAUUGAAGAACACCUGCGCGUCCUAUAAAAAAGAGAGAUGUUGGAGAGGGACGGGUUUGGACGAAAUUAUCUGUGGUUUGCACCAGCGACCAUUUCAGCUCUUCUGCAUUAAAGACGAGGAACCUGUGUGCGUGGAUUGCGUGACACUUCACCCGGGACACGAGCUGUGCCCUAUAGACCAAGGAGUGCCAUUCUGUAAAGACGAGCUUAACUUGAAAACCAAAAUACUGGAAAGCAAGCAGGAUUCAUUCAGAAGAAUAAAGAAAAAGUAUAAAGACACAAUCUCUUUUAUUGAGAGCCAGACUCAGGAGGCAGAAAAUCUAAUAAAACUGGAGUUUGAGAGACUCCAUCGGUUCCUAAAUGAUGAAGAAACAAACAGAAUAACAGCUUUGAAGAAAGAGGAAACUGAGAAGAAACAGAUGCUGGACAAGAAGAUUGAGAGCAUCACUCGUGAUAUUUCAGCUCUCGCAGAACUUAUUCAGUCAGUGAAGAGGGAAAUGGGAGCAGAGGAUUUGACUUUCCUGCAGAAUUUCCAGAAGCUAAAGAGAAGAACCCAGUGGACCGGUGAGGAUCCAACGAAGGUUCAUGGAGCUCUCAUAAACAUGGCCUUGCAUGUCGGUGGUCUGGGUUACAAAGUCUGGGAGAAAAUGCAGUUUCAUGUCCAGUGUUUGCCUGUAAUCCUGGAUCCCAACACAGUCUCUCCCUGGCUCUCCAUGUCUCCUGACUUUUCCAGUGUGAAAGAGAGUCUCGAGAGGCAGUCUUUCCCAGACAACCCUGAGAGGUUUGACCCCUGUGUUUUUGUCCUUGGCUCAGAGGGUUUCUCCUCAGGGCGCCACCGUUGGGAGGUAAAUGUUGCCGACAACCCCAAAUGGAUCUUGGGAGUGUGCAAGGAUUCAGUGGUUCGGAAGAGGAAGUUUACCAUGACAACAACAGCAGGUGUAUGGACCAUUGGGCUGAGUAAAGGGGUCUACAAUGCCCUGACUACUCCACGUACUAUGCUGAAUGUAGAAAGAAGGCCAGAAACCAUCAGGAUAAAGCUCAAUAUGGAAAAGGGAGAGGUAUCCUUCUGGGAUACAGGCAACAACAAGCACCUAUGCACGUAUACUGAUAAGUUCUCUGGAAAGCUUUUCCCCAUCUUUGGCCCAGGCCUCCACAGCACACCAAUGACUAUUUUGCCUGCCAAAGUGACCAUCCAUAAACAAUAAGUAGACUUAGUUUGUGUCUUUAGAAUACAAGCAUGUUAAGGCAGAAGAGUUAUGGGCCGUUCACACAGACACUGCUCUUGCAUUUUAAAAAAACACAGCGUAAUGAAAGAAAGAAUGCGGGUGUCUCGGGUUUUUAGGGGUCUUUUGUUAGGGGCAGUUUUUUUUUCUUUUGAAGAUCUUUUAACUUGUCACGGUGUCUUAACGUGGCACUCAUGGCUCGAGACACUGAAAUAGCAGCAAGACUAGCAAAGUCUAGGCACAAGUGGGUUGGCGAAAUCAAUGUUGAUUGAUCAUGGUUGAUCACGCAAAUCGUGGCUUGUAUUAAAAGUGAUCGAUAGCUCUUUAAUAUCAUCUGCUGGUGGAAUCACCAAACUUCAAAUGCAGGAACUUAAAUUUAGAUUUUGCGCCAAGAUUAGGCGUGGUUCUCAGAUGUCUUAAUGUAAUGGCCUUUUUCUCAGAAAAAUAGCAAUUUGCGCUUUGCACCACUUCAAUAACAUACAAUUCAUCCAUAGUGUGCGAGUAAACACCCACAGAUAGCACAAACACUCCCACCCACGCCCACUUGCGCUUUGCUCUGGAACAAAAAUUGGAUAACACGUAGUGUACGGUCACUGCGCGUAGCACGGUCAUGAAAAUAGAGGCCAUAAAGUCAAAGAAAGUUAUUUAAUAGUCAUACUGUAUAUCAGAAAUCCCUGAAAUUGAUCUUCUGCCUUUGUUAAUUGGUGUAUACUGUAUAAGUUUUAUACUACAUGUUAUAUUGGGAUAAAUUAAUAUAUGCAUACAUAGUCUGUUUUCAGGGUAGAGAAAUUCUUUCAGUUACCCAAACAUUUGAAUGUUAUUGCUGCAAAACACCAUUGACCAUUAUAUGGAGAAAGUCUUUUUUAUCAAUCACCUUGAUAUCUUUUACCCUACUACUUCUCAACUUGUCAACUUAUAAGGCAGUGUCUUUUGUGUCCUACUAGUCAUUUGACACAAGAACAACAUUUACAUAAAAGUGCAAAAUAUCUCUUCAGUUUUGAAGUUGAAAUCGGCUAAUCUUGUUUUGUUUUUUUCUUUAAUUUAAUUUGCCUUUUGAUUUUGUGCCAUAUUUGUUUUAUUACAAAUAUACAGCAUGUCUUACCUGUUUUCAGUAUCAGCAGAAUUAAAUGUACAGUAAUAUCAGCAAAAUUACAGAACCGAAAUAUCUGACUAAACAGACAUAAUGCCUCUGUUUUUAUUUGACACAUUUCUGAUAUAUCCAAAAGGGAACUUUUUAAGCUCUUCCGCCAAUAAUGGGAUCUAAACAAGUCCCUAAACUAAAAUUAAAAAAUGAGGUGAUAAAAAUUACAUACAGAUCACUCACUUCACCAGUCUCAAUAAUAUUAACCAAUAUUGUCAGAGCAUUCACACAUUAGGUAGUGGAUAUACCAAGAUUCAUGUCUAAAUUAUUGUGAAAGUCCAUGUUUUGAAGAAAUGUCCAGAGGUGCACAUUUAUCUACAAGUAUUUCAUAUAUUGGACUUUCAAUAGAAGUGAUUUAAUACAUAGAAUUUCUCAUUAGAUGCUAGUUGAUUUUGGAAUAUGUAUCCAAUGGUCUUAAAUGCCUUUUGAACUAAACAUAUUUUGAGUAAAAGUUUGAUAGUUAUAGUCUUAUCUAUGCUGCUUCUGAGAGUUCCUUGUGCUUUCUCUUGCACUAAGAGAGUUAGCAGAAUGAAGACUGCAUUGAGAUUCCUGUGGCCAAGGCACAUAUACAUAUGAUACUGCAUGUACACUGUUAUAUACAAAUGCUUGGAAAAACUGCUUGAUCCAAUACAUCAAUAAGUGUUCCUGAUACAAUAUGUUAUGAGUUUUGCCUAUGGAACUAGUAGGGUACAAUGGGGCUAAAGGCACACCUUAAGGAAAAUAAGCUUUAUUUCUGUUCACAAAAUGUAUCAAGAUUGAAAAAAAACCAACAACAAAAAAACGUAUAUUUUUAUUAAAUAUUGAUGGAGCAACACAAUCUGUGAAAAGAAAUAAAACAAGUUUGUUUUGAUUAAAAUUACAUUUUUAAUAAAAGCUGGUGAGGGGGCCUGUGAGAAAAGCUGACCUCAGUUGAUAUAUAAUUAAGCAAGCUGACAUUUCACAGUUAGUACUCAGUUCUUAUUUUUAUAGUGUGUGUGUGUCAGUAACGGAAAUCAUGUGGAAAGGGUUCCCUGUUUCGCUUCUCUGAGUGUCUCAGGUAAAAAGUGGAACAUCACUCCUCGGUUCUAGAACAUUUUGUUUCAUUUACAUAAUUAAUUCAGAAUCUGUAUGUAUGUCUUUUUCAAAUAAGGUAAUGAUUGAUUUCAUUGGAUAGUGUACUGCUUUUCCUGUUCUUACAAAGAUAUAUAAUGCUGUGCUGAACAAUAAAGUACGAGAAAUCUCUGAUGCAUA
Molecule: messenger RNA, 4094 nt
Organism: Myxocyprinus asiaticus (Chinese sucker)
Lineage: Eukaryota; Metazoa; Chordata; Actinopteri; Cypriniformes; Catostomidae
Product: zinc-binding protein A33-like
Exons: 6
Coding region: 278-1705 (475 amino acids)
Biological process (GO): protein ubiquitination
Molecular function (GO): ubiquitin-protein transferase activity; zinc ion binding; protein binding
Source: RefSeq, a predicted model, not a curated record